Messenger RNA from Cladophialophora yegresii CBS 114405, 741 nucleotides. RefSeq lists its product as uncharacterized. Bases 1 to 741 code for a protein of 246 amino acids. The record is from RefSeq and is a predicted model, not a curated record. Lineage: Eukaryota; Fungi; Ascomycota; Eurotiomycetes; Chaetothyriales; Herpotrichiellaceae. The transcript has 2 exons.
AUGGUCCAAGUCGCCACGGUCAGGCCGCCUGUAGGCCAAUUCGUGAUCCACACACUGCUACAGAUCGCGGGCUUCGCUGUCGCGAUUGCCUUUGGGAUAUACGCCGUCAGAUCCGUCCACGUUGCCGUCGCCGCGAACAGCUUCAGCCGAGAGGCAAACAGCUUUAGUCGAGAAGCUAUCCGGCAGGCGUUGGCGGCGAACCAACUCGCCCUGUUUGGGGCGUGCCUGCAGGCAGGGAACCAGACCGAGAACCAGGACCUCAAUGAAAUCUGCUCCCGCAUCAUUAGAGGCGCCGCAGAACUCUUACCGGCCACUGCUUCGUCGUUGUUUCCCAACUUACCACCUCCGUCGCCGACGACCGACUCGCCAGAUUCUAGCCCGACCCAGCCUCAACCAGGUAUAAGCCCACCCUCAGAUAGUGGCUCGUCAGCGCCUGCCGGUACCAUCGCCGGCACCAUCGCCGGCGCAGUAAUCGGAGCGAUCCUCCUCGUAGUCGCAGUGCCCAUAACCUGCAUCUAUAUACGUCGUCGUCGAAGAAGACGUCGCCGCCACGCGGACUCUCCUGUGGCGCCUACUUCUGGGCCCGGGCGCCGCGAGCGCCGAGCCGCCCGCAACCUCGGAUCCAUUUUCAGGGAGGUCUUUAUGAACUCGACCCUAACGAGCUGGACUUCCAGCGUAGAGGAGGUGACGACUAGGGAUGAGGAGCGGGGAAGGGGAAGUGACAGGGAGAGGGAGAAAUGA